AUGGAUAGCCCCGGCCCGCGCGACGAGUGCGCUGGCGUAGAGAGCUUCCAACCCAAUGUCAGGAAGCACCUCAAGUCCAUCUACGACGCGCACACAGGAUCCAAACACCCACAGACAUCCGACCAGACCAGCGACCUUAUCCACAACAUACAGGGCUUAGUCAUAGACGACACGGCCCCUUUGGACUUCGAUGGCUUCCUCGCGCUCAUGUCCAAGCCAGACGCCGCCGCCAACCUCCCCCGCGACAGCGAGGACCUGUCCUGGCCGCUCUCGGCCUACUUCAUCUCCUCCAGCCACAACACCUACCUCAGCGGCAACCAGCUCUACAGUGACAGCACCACUGCCGCCUACGCUGACGUGCUGCGCCGCGGCUGCCGCUGCGUCGAGAUUGACGUCUGGGACGGCACCGGCAGCGACGCCGAGAGCUCGCAGAGUUCCUCCGACGAGGACGCCGCGGCCGGCAAGGAAGACCACAGCAAGCCGGACAGGCUCGCCAGACUCAAAGCCAGCUUGCCGGACUCGGUUGUCUCGCGCCUCAGCAAGACCGGCGCGCUGCGGCGCAAGCUCGAACGCACCGCCAGUCACCGCCUCGUCGAUGCCGACCAGUCGCUCACCUCGGUGCGCGCCGCUAGCUCCCACUUGUCGUCGCCAUCUUCAUCGUCCUCGCUCGCUCACGAACCACGCGUCUUGCACGGCUACACGCUCACCAAGGAGGUGCCUUUCCGUGACGUCUGCGCCGCCAUCCGGCAGCACGCCUUUGACGUCACUGACCUGCCCCUCAUCGUGAGCCUCGAGGUGCACUGCGGGCCCGAGCAGCAGGCAGUCAUGGUCGACAUCAUGCGGGAGGCCUGGGGCGACGUCGCUGUGGUCGCGCCGCCACAGAACAAGACACCGGCCGUGCUGCCCAGUCUGGCCGACCUGCGCGGCAAGAUCCUCGUCAAGGUCAAGUAUGCGCCGCCAAAUUCGAGUCACAGCGGGGAGGAGCAAGACCUCGGAACUACCCGCGCAGAUAGCGAUAUCCCAAACAAAGCGGCCAAGAAGAAACCAUCCAAGAUCAUACGCGCGCUGUCCGACCUCGGCAUCUACACGCGCGCCGUCAGCUUCAAGUCGUGGGGGCAGCCCGAGGCCACCAUGCCCGCGCACAUCUUCUCCCUGUCCGAGGGCAAGUUCGCCGCGCACCAUCAUGCCGCCGAGGACGGCGGUGCCGCGCUCUUCGCGCACAACCGCGACUACAUGCUGCGCGCGUACCCGUCUGGCCUGCGCGUCGGCAGCUCCAACCUCAACCCGGCGCCGUUCUGGGCUGCCGGCGCUCAGAUCGUCGCGCUCAACUGGCAGCAGACGGACGAGGGCAUGAUGCUGAACGAGGGCAUGUUUGCCGGCACAAAAGGAUACAUUCUGAAACCGCCAGGUUAUCGUCCUAGCCUCCCUUCCAAAACACUCGCCAACGAUAUCAUCCGCAAGACCCUCUCGCUCUCCGUCACCUUCCUCGCCGCCCAGCACAUCCCGCUGCCGUCCGGCGACACCUCCGACGACGGCUUCCACCCGUACGUCAAAAUGGAGCUGCACGUCGACGGCAACCCGCGCCACGACCUCGCGCACCGGCAACCCGCCGCCGCCGAGUACAAGGCGCGCACCGCCACGUCGCACGGUGGCGCCGACGCCGACUUCAAGGGCCAGGUGCUCGCGUUCAGGGGCGUCCGGGACGUCGUGGAGGAGCUCACGUUUGUGCGGCUGAAGGUGUGCGACGACGAGGUUGGAAGGGACGACCUGGCGGCGUGGGCGUGCGUCCGUCUGGAUCGCCUAGCGACCGGGUAUCGCUUCGUGCACUUGUGGGACGGUAAGGGUCGGUUGAGCAAGGGAGUGAUUCUGGUCAAGGUAGAUAAGGAGUUGUCGUAG
This is a messenger RNA of Cordyceps fumosorosea ARSEF 2679, 1896 nucleotides long. Its product is annotated as phosphatidyl inositol-specific phospholipase C. The transcript is spliced from 2 exons. Lineage: Eukaryota; Fungi; Ascomycota; Sordariomycetes; Hypocreales; Cordycipitaceae. Bases 1 to 1896 code for a protein of 631 amino acids. The record is from RefSeq and is a predicted model, not a curated record. Gene Ontology annotation, biological process: lipid metabolic process; phosphatidylinositol-mediated signaling. Gene Ontology annotation, molecular function: phosphatidylinositol-4,5-bisphosphate phospholipase C activity.